Messenger RNA from Scleropages formosus (Asian bonytongue), 6835 nucleotides. RefSeq names its product nuclear receptor-interacting protein 1-like. Gene Ontology annotation, cellular component: nucleus. The transcript is spliced from 2 exons. The record is from RefSeq and is a predicted model, not a curated record. Gene Ontology annotation, biological process: regulation of transcription by RNA polymerase II. Gene Ontology annotation, molecular function: signaling receptor binding; transcription coregulator activity. Lineage: Eukaryota; Metazoa; Chordata; Actinopteri; Osteoglossiformes; Osteoglossidae. Bases 779 to 4093 code for a protein of 1104 amino acids.
UGGUGUUCGCGUUCGCGUUCAUCGCAGAGCUCCGGUCCACUGCUGGGGGAUCCCAACCACACGCACACAUACACAUCCAGGAGAGCGCGCGCCGGGCGUCGCGGGAUCGCCCGUCUCCCGGCCCGGCCCGGCACGGCACGGCACGGCACGGCACGGCACGGCACGCGCCCCGCUAGUACAUUGUUUCCAGUGCCGCUCCGGGGAAGCGCGCGGGUGCGUCGUGAAGCGCGCGACCGACGCGCGCGCGCAUUCCCGCAGCUGCCGCGGACGCGGUCGGAACCCGAGAGAGACGCGACUGUCGGAGGAGUUCCCUGUUUUCUGUGCACGCGCGCGCGCGCGCACACACACACAGGACACACAGCGCCAAUGCAUUGUAUCAUUGUCUGCGGAGCGAAGGUCCGUCUCUCCAUCAGGUCUUCCUUCCACCACCUUGAGAUCAGAAUAUGACGAUUGUGGUCUGAAGGAGGCUUCAGAUGCUCACAUCCUUCUGUUGGUUGCCGGACAUCCACCGCUAUGGGGCGCAUUGUGAGGGUUAUGGCAAAAUUCUGCUGACUGCUGUUGGAAGAGGAAGGUCUGUAAUAGACUUCAAAGACACAAUUCCUACCUGAUGUUUCUGCUUUAAACAAUAUCAGUCAAUAAGAUGAGACUCAUCUUUUUGGAUCUAUAAUUGGUUAUUCCAUACUGUUUUCUUCUGGAAGCUGGAUAAUCUUACACCAUCCCUCAGCCACUGUGCUUUCAGCCGUCCCAACAGACUACUGGAGGGAUUCUGAUUUUGAACAUGACUCAUGGGGAGGAGCCUGGCUCAGAGACACACCAGGAUUCAGUUGUUUUAACAUAUCUGGAAGGUUUACUAAUGCAUCAGGUGGCAGGCAGGCCAGGUUCCACGGUCACGCAGAGACCCGAGGCCGGGCGCAGCAGCCAGGAGCAGAGCGACAGGGCGGUUCGGGGCACGCCACCCACUCAUGACUCCAGUCAGCAGGACAGGAGAGUAUCGCUGGGGACAGUCCCACGGCACUUCAAGAAGGCCCGUCUGCUUCAUUCCGAGACCUUGAGAGAACCUGAAAGGCAGACGGCAUGUGCCCCCAAUGGAGGUCUGAAUGGGCAGGCUGUCGUGCACCGCUCAGGGGCCCCGGACAGCUCCACUCAAGGGGAGAACACCUUGUUGGCAUCCCUGUUGCAGUCCUUCAGCUCACGGCUGCAAGGUGUGGCUAUGGCACAGCCAGACCUGAAGCAGCCAGAUUUGCAGCAGCCAGACUCAAAGAAAGCAGAUCCAAAGCAGCCGGAUCUGAAGCAGCAGGACCUGAAGCAGUUAGACCAGAAGCAGCAGGAUGGCGGAGUCCAUGAGAGUGAAUGGGUAAAUAAGGAGGCGGCAGGCCAGUGCCGUGAAACUGCUUCCAGUCGUCUGAAGGGCCUUAUGAGGAAAAGUAAAACAAAGAACCAUAGCAAUGUGCCUUACUGUCGGCGGAGUGCCCAAGACAGUAGCACUGAAUCCCCACGAGCACCACAGGGCAGCAAACAGCGCACCACUGUGGACUCCUGUGCUGCACGGUUAAAAGCUGUGGCCAGCCUGUCCAAGGUUCGAUCAAGCCCUGGGUCUUCACCCAAACCCAGUGUGGCUUGCAGUCAGCUUGCGCUGUUGCUCUCCAGUGAGGCUCACCUGCAACAAUAUUCCCGAGAGCAUGCCUUGAAAGCACAACUCUCCAGCCGCCUGGCCAGUGAAAGACUUGCAGCCAUGGCCACCCAGAAGACGCAGGAUAAGCCUGAGCCUGGCGUGGGUCAACCUGAGGUGACCCCGCACACUGCGAGUUCCUUAAAAGCUGAACAAAGCAUGCUGCCUCAGCCGGCACUGGACUCGAGUAAACGGAGACCUUCGCCAGAUCCAGGACAGCGUAGGAUGGCCAACGCUUCUCUUCCGUUCAGGGUGAGACGGCCGUUUGACCGACACGGCACAAGGCCCUCUCAGACAUGCAGUAGCUUGCUUCUGCUUCUCCUGAACAGCCACAACACACAUAAGCAAAACAUUAGCAAUGUUCAUCUGGAAAAGGAUAACGGGGUCCUUUCAAGCCACAGAUCACCACUGCUAUCUGACAGCGAGCACUCGAGCCAUGAGAACGGCUUCACCAAAGACAGCAGCGAUGCGGAAAGCUCCUAUUCCUGCUGCUCUCCCAUUGACUUGUCCGUCAGGAAUAGGAUCAGCGACCCUGCGCUCGGCUCGUCCUCUUCCUCUCUGGACAAACUCACUGAGUCUUUGAUAAGCAAGUGGAAACCAGAGGCUUCGAGGCCAAAGGUCAGAGAUACAGAAGAACUGAAAGGCAGCCCUGAUGAAAAAUCUCCUCGAAAGGUUACGCUUGUGCAGUUAUUGCAGAAUCAUAAGAGCAGUGGGAAGCUAAACAAAUCCCCCGAGGAUCUUUCAGACUUUCAACAGGAUACAGUCCCUAAAGUCAACAGUGUAUCUGCAGGACCAUUUACACCAGCAACGUGUUUUGAGGAGGCCAGGUCUGAAAGCCCUAGCAGUGCCCUUACCGGUAGAACUCCGCAGCUCUUGUCCUCCUUCUCCCACGGGAGGGAAGCAAAUGGCACCGCAUCUCCAUACGCCUUGUACACUUCCUCUCAUGUCCAAUCCACCCCCUUGGAUUUAUGUAAGUCCAAAUCCCACUUGAGCGAAAGUGUCCCAGAGCCUGCUUUUAGUGCCAGUAAACUACUGCAAAAUUUAGCACAGUGUGGAUUACAGACAGCUUCCCCUUCGCCUCCACUCAAUGCCCCUCGGCCUAGCAAACGCUCCUCUAGCAGUCACGAACUUCAAACAGAAAAGCCUGUGACUUUGCUGGAGAGAUUAAGUGCUCCGGUAGCACGGAAUCAGUCCCCUGUGUUGGAGGCUCCCCACGGGAGUAAUCUGCCUUGUUUGCCAGAGCUGUCCCCUCCCAUUUCAGAGAUUGAGAAUCUUCUGGAGAGACGGACGGUUUUGCAGCUUCUGCUCAGCAAUGCCACCAGCAAAGAAAAGUUGGGUGGCAAAAGCUGCAAAGAUACGGCUGCAAGCGGAUCUGCAAGGCCUCCUGACAAGUCUGUGACCUGUGACCACAUCAGCAGACCUUUGCCGGAUAUAAAGAUCAAGGCUGAACCAGAAGAGGAAAGCUUGUCUCGUGAAGCCGAAGGAGUUCAGAGGUCCCAACGCGAGAGUGACAGGCACAGCCUUGCCUUGCUUCCUCAGCGUGACGUCAAGUCGGAGCCCCCGCCUACAGACGCUUUCCCUAAAGAUGGUCUUCUCAGUCAGCUUCUGAAACAGCAACCAAGGAACUUGCAUGCAAACAUGCAUAGUGAUGUGUGCAUAGGGCCUGUGAAGGAGGAGCGGCAGGAGCACCAUCCGCUGGUUGUGCCAAAGAAGAGGAGAAUCUGCGUUGAGUUGGAGAGCCAGCUGAACGGCCAGCCGUCUCAGGCAUGCGGAGGUAGAGAUGCUGACCCUGUGCCCAGGGCACCAGAGUGGCACAGCGUCAAAAAGCCAGCAAGCCCACGUCAGGUCGACCCUCUGAUCAACUGCCUCGCGAACGACGGUCGGACCUUCAAUGUGUUGAAACAGCUCCUGCUCUCCGACAACUGCUUGAGAGAUCCGGCUCGGUCCAGUGGCACCGCUAGCCCUCCAUCGCUGUUGGGUGCUCGCCACGAUCUGGGCAGUGUGCAGUGGCAUCCGAGUGCUCCGGGGCUGGGACCAGGAGACUUCAAAGCAUCCCCCCAGGGUCCCCACUGGGCUUGCCAUCCCACACCUCAGGACUCUCCUAAAACGAACCACGUUCCGCUAAAACGAGCAAGUGAGGGUCCCGUCAGGUGGGUGGUCACGGAGGAGCAGAAAAGUGACUCUGACUCCCCGAGACUGACCAAGUCCAACCCGAUCCUUUACUACAUGCUGCAGAAGGGCAACACUCGGGUCAGCAGGAGUGUACGAGAGCAGAGGGAAGCGGAGCCUUUUGAAAUGAGGGUGAAAGAGGAACCCCUAGUCAAUGCCAAGGGUCGUGACCAUGAACAGAACUCAAAAGAUCACUCGCAAUCAUUUGAUGAGAAACAGGGCGAUAACAGCGGCCAACUGAAUGGGUCCCUGUAGAAAUGCUAGUCCUUCAGUAUAAAGACACUUGUGGCACCUACACGGGACUGAAAAGCACUCAUGUUUCGUUACUAUGUCUUUCUUCAUUCAUUCAUUCAUUUAUGCAUUCAUACUCUGAAGGCUCCUUAGAAGUAAACGCAACCCUUCCAGAUAAAUGUGUCUCAGAUAAUGUGGUCAACUACAAAUACUGUAGCAAAAUAAAAGUUUUCACUUUUUAAGAAGUUUUGGUUUAUAUGGGGUGAAAGACCACUAGAUGGAAAUUUUUAUGAGAUGAAUGAAAGCACUCUGCUUGUCCUGGUCUCACUUGUGGUGUGGUGGGGUGGUAGCAGCGCUUGCGCGCGCUCAGUUACACGCUGCUGGCAAUUUAGUGUUGCUUUGGGCUCUGGGAGGAAAUCCACAGGCACACGUGGACAACAUGUAAAUUCCGCACAGACCGAGCUGGAAUGGAACCUGAUCCAAAACGGCUCGGGCACCGUGAGGUAGCUGCACUACCCGCUGUCCCACCCCUUAAAUGAAAGCAGUUGUGUGUUUAAAUAAAUUAAUGAUUAAGGACAUGGUCAGUAUUAUCCAUGCAAAAUUUAAAUGUAGAUUAUGCGAUUUGAAUUUUCUAUUACAAUUACUGUUAAAUCACCUGAGUAUUACCUGAUUAUUUGAAAGAUUGGAUCCUAUGUCACAUUGCACCAGCCUGAGCUGCCCACCUUUUUUCCAUGUUCUACAGGUUUGUUCUCCCCAAAACAGUCAUGUUAAUAUUAAACUAAUUAAUAACCGUUAAACCGUUACUCAGGACUUGAGGACCCGAUUUGAUCCGAACAAGCGACGGUGAUCAGAACCUGUGUCGGAAAAGUAGUAUUUGCCGUCUAAUAUUUAUCAUCUAAAAACCUUCCUCACACUCAGGGCCGGAAAUUGGUCUUCGGCUUCUAUUCACAAUCUCACAGCCAUGAUUAUAGAGUUCAUAAAUUCUUUCAUACAGCUUUUCUCUGAAAAUGAAUUGAUUCAUUUCAUCGUUGGUUAACGUCAUUUACACUUUUCCCAUGUGAGUUUGACAAUUACACAAGACACUAACUUUAUGAGUCUUCAUUGUCAUUAUCCAUAACUAUAUAUGAAUUGACCAGUUGACCAAUUUGUUUUUUUAAUUAUUUUUUAAUAAAGCAUGUUUUCCAGGUGUGAAGACAACCUUCAGUCUUUAAGGGUUGGAUUUAAUCUGUUGGUGUUGUGAGGUGCUCAGAAUGUUUAUCAAUGUUGUUAUGAGCUGCUUUUGAAAAUUGUUUUUGGUUGGCAUAUCGGUGAUGUUUUGUUCAGUGAUUACAUACCAUGAUUUAAACAGUGCCAAGUCUGCAGAAUGUCACUAACAUAGUUUUGAGAAAGAAAAUAGUGGGUAAGUCGCAAGUCGCUGUGUUUCAGUUACUGGUGUUAGCAUGCCUUCAGUGUAGAAUUGAGAUUUUUUUUCUUUCUUCUUUUUUUUUUUUUUUUUAUUUUUAUUUUUAAUUUAGAGAAUGCACUUUCUGUGUAGCUAAAGCGUUCAUAUCGUAACCACUGCACACUUAUGUUUGUGCAUCGUAUCUGCCAAGACAUGGGCAUCAGGAAAGUGACACUGAUGGCAAGCAUUUCCAAAAAAGCAGAAGGCUUCCGGGCAAAUGUUGCAUGAAAUUUUGUAUACGCGUGGUCAGUGCUGCCGCCCUGCUGGCGGGCAAGAGAAUGAAAAGAUUCUGUAUUUUAAAUACUUGUUUAUGAUUUUCUAAACUGUAUUGAAAGCAGCUUACAUAGCUCUGAGCUCUACACUAUACCCUUUUACAAAGUUGGGUAUUUUACUGGCUUCAUUGAGCCUUGCUUAAGGCCACAACAAGACCGUUGUCUUCCGUUUAGGGCUUGAACCCACAACCAGUCUAAUUCUUUAAUUACUAGACUGUUGGACAUGCUUUCUCUUCCUGUUGAACUGUUCUUUUUCCUCCUCCCUUCCCCCUUUGUAACCUAUGAAAUUUGAGUAGAUCCUUCACCCCACCACCAACAUGACAUUUUAGAACUCUUAAGUGUGACAUCUGUAUAUUUUUUUUUUCAGUAUUAAUGUAUGUUCUUUACGGUAAAAAGGUUUUUCCGAGUGGUUUAAAAAAAAAGUGUAAAUAGUUGUUUCGAUAUGAAAGCUAUUUUCUACUGCUCACGAGAAAGAUAUUGUACUAAUUUUCAAUUGUGAGAAACUGAUGUAAAUUCCCUGUAAUAUUGUAUAUAAUCAGAAAGAGGAUAAAUGCUUAUUUUGCAUGUGACUCUGUUGUAAGUUUAUGAAAACUGACUGAAAAACCACGUCUGCCCCUCUACAGCGAUGCCUGCUGCAUGUAUGUGCAUGGGAGGUUCAGUGAAGAAAUGUGACAACUCUGGAUGUGGGGAUGUGAUAAAAAAUAUAUUAAAUAGUCUUAAAAUAGGUCUUACUCUGUCAAAUGGCCAUGAAGUGACAUCUGAACAAUCAGUAAGUAAAUGUAUGAAGCUGUAAGUGAAAUAUUUAUACUUGGAGAACUGAUGUGCACAGAUUUGAUGCUUUUGUCUAGACCACAGCAGUGGCACCAUUCUGGAAUGUUCUUUAGUGCCGUUCUGAAGACGGAUGUUUGUGUUGAGAUGUUUGAUCCUUCCUCAUGACGGCCUGAAAUGCAUCUUUGUUUUUCCACCCCCUACCCGCCCCCAAAGUUCUCCUUUUUGGUGUUUACUUGCACAGAUUUUAAAUAAAGUACUAAAAUGCACUUUUGGAAACCCAUG